Molecule: messenger RNA, 1742 nt
Organism: Nerophis lumbriciformis (worm pipefish)
Lineage: Eukaryota; Metazoa; Chordata; Actinopteri; Syngnathiformes; Syngnathidae
Product: izumo sperm-egg fusion protein 1
Biological process (GO): sperm-egg recognition; heterotypic cell-cell adhesion; fusion of sperm to egg plasma membrane involved in single fertilization
Cellular component (GO): acrosomal membrane; plasma membrane
Molecular function (GO): protein binding involved in heterotypic cell-cell adhesion; signaling receptor binding
Source: RefSeq, a predicted model, not a curated record
AAAAUGUUUGGGGGGGAUUAUGAAAACCUCAACGUUAAUUUGGAUCUUCUUCUUCCAGCAUAAAACGUUUGGUGGACAAAAUGAGACAAAGAAGGAGUGGAAGAUUUUACAUGUAAACAGUCCACACUAUGGUUAUGGUGCUGGCGCUGAUGCUCUGCUGUGCCACUGUGAGCGAAGCCUGUCUGCAGUGUGACCGCAGCAUCAGGAGCAUGCAUGAAGAGUUCACUCUCACUGGCCCAACUCCUGCUGUCCAGAUUGACCUGCAAAAAAUUACCAAUCAGGCUUAUGCGAAUUACAAGGAUACCAGCCUUUCUUUGAAGGGCAUCAUAGAUCCCACCACCUUGUACAGAGUCAAAACGGAGUACCAGAGUGAGUUUAACAGCUUCCUGAAAACAGGCCGCACGGGAUCUAUUACAAUGGCAGCCAUUACUAUUAUGGACAAAGGCAGGCAAAUCUUAAAAAAACACUUGGAAGUGUUCAUCAGGGACGGAUUGUGUCCAAACAAGUGUGGGCUCCUGCAAAGACGAGUAAUGGAUUGCAUCACAUGCAACUACAAGAUGCACAUCUGUCCAUCUCCAUCUGGCCGAGAGGAUUGUGGCGAAUACCCGGUGGUGGCUAAGGAGGAAGGUCAGGCUGUUCUGGACUGCUACCAACCAUGGCAUUCUCUUCUGUUGGGGAGCCGAGAGUACCACUACUCCUGGGCCCCUGCUGUGCCGAGAGACAAGCUCAGUGGGAGUGACUUUAAAAACUUGGUAGUGAUGGAAGACGCGUUCAUGGUGUUGAAUCAGCUCCGAUUGGACGAACAAGGGAGAUACCAGUGCUCCCUGCGGGCCAAGAAUGGAACCCUGUUCUACCAAGUUGCAUACCUCCUCAAGGUCACUCCAAAGCUGAUUCAAAAGUCCCGACCUAUCAUGACGCUGCCUUCACUGGCUCCUGGCGAUUUUCAACACUCUGUUGGCGUGCUGAUGCCGCUUAUGGCUGUGGUUACUACUCUGAGUCUGGCAGGGAGCCUUUUCUUUGCUUAUUUCCUAGGAAAGAUGCUGUUAGAGCAAAGAACCAAAGGGCAGACAACGAGGAGGAAAGAUGAGGAAGAAGGCUCAGCAGCGGCUGCACUUCCUGAGAGUCCUCAAGUACAACCUGGACUCUAACCUGCUGCUGACCUUCUACCGCUCAUCCAUUGAGAGCCUGCUGACAUACUGCAUCACAGCAUGGUACGGCAGCUGCACCGUUGCAGACAAGGAGAGGCUCCAGAGAGUGGUGAAGGCAGCACAGCGGAUCAUCGGCUGCCCUCUCCCCUCCCUGACAGACAUUUACACCUCCCGCUGCCUCAGCAGAGCUACCAACAUUAUCAAGGACAGCUCCCACCCUGGCUUUGACCUGUUUGACCUGCUACCCUCAGGAAGGCGCCACAGGGUCAUCAGGUCUAAGACAGAGACUUAAGAACAGUUUUUUCCCUAAAGUCAUAACCACAGUGAACUCUCAUAGGCACUGAUUUAAUAGUUUAGCACCUCUCUGUGUGCAAUUUUUACUUUCCACCCACAGUCUGAAUGCUUCUGUAUAUAUGUAUAUAGUUUAAUAUUUUAUAUUUAAACAUUCAGAACAUUCGUUCUCAGGACUGGACUGUGCACCUUACCUCCUUUUGCACUAUUUAUUUUCUUUCCUUCCUAUGUUUUGCAUAUUUAUAGACUGUCGCACUGAUACUGGAGUUGCUUUUAAUCUCAUUGUACCGGUGUAUAGUGACA